This is a messenger RNA of Sciurus carolinensis (gray squirrel), 6702 nucleotides long. RefSeq names its product ATPase sarcoplasmic/endoplasmic reticulum Ca2+ transporting 3 (gene Atp2a3). Gene Ontology annotation, cellular component: membrane. Bases 187 to 3318 code for a protein of 1043 amino acids. Gene Ontology annotation, molecular function: P-type calcium transporter activity; ATP binding; ATP hydrolysis activity. The record is from RefSeq and is a predicted model, not a curated record. The transcript is spliced from 22 exons. Gene Ontology annotation, biological process: calcium ion transmembrane transport; intracellular calcium ion homeostasis. Lineage: Eukaryota; Metazoa; Chordata; Mammalia; Rodentia; Sciuridae.
CCGGGGAGGGAGCCGGGGGCGCUGCAUCCUGGCGCUGGCCUUGGCAGCCGCCGCCACUGCCGUCGGGGAAGGUCCCAGCGCGGACAUGGCCUCGCGUGGCGCCCGCCAGUGCUCAAGCCCCCAGCGUCCUGUGCAGUAGCCUAGCGAAGAGGCGGCCUGAACGGCGCAGACUGCCGGGCGGGCGGCAUGGAGGAGGCGCACCUGCUCCCUGCCGCCGACGUGCUGCGCCACUUCUCGGUGACAGCCGAGGGCGGCCUGAGCCCGGCGCAGGUGUCCGGCGCGCGGGAGCGCUACGGCCCCAACGAGCUCCCCACUGAGGAAGGGAAGUCCCUGUGGGAGUUGGUGCUGGAGCAGUUUGAGGACCUCCUGGUACGCAUCCUGCUGCUGGCUGCCCUGGUCUCCUUUGUCCUGGCCUGGUUCGAGGAGGGAGAGGAGACCACAACAGCCUUCGUGGAGCCCCUGGUCAUCAUGCUGAUCCUCGUGGCCAACGCGAUUGUGGGCGUGUGGCAGGAACGCAAUGCUGAGAGUGCCAUCGAGGCCUUAAAGGAGUACGAGCCUGAGAUGGGCAAGGUGAUCCGCUCAGACCGCAGGGGCGUGCAGAGGAUCCGCGCCCGAGACCUCGUCCCCGGAGACAUCGUGGAAGUGGCGGUGGGAGACAAAGUACCUGCUGACCUCCGCCUCAUCGAGAUCAAGUCCACCACGCUGCGAGUGGACCAGUCCAUCCUGACGGGUGAAUCUGUGUCUGUGACCAAGCACACAGAUGCCAUCCCAGACCCUAGAGCUGUGAACCAGGACAAGAAGAACAUGCUGUUUUCUGGCACCAAUAUAGCAUCAGGCAAGGCGGUUGGUGUGGUGGUGGCCACAGGUCUGCAAACAGAGCUGGGCAAGAUCCGGAGCCAGAUGGCAGCAGUGGAGCCUGAGCGGACACCACUGCAGCGCAAGCUGGAUGAGUUUGGGCGGCAGCUGUCCCAUGCCAUCUCUGUCAUCUGCGUGGCUGUAUGGGUCAUCAACAUCGGCCACUUUGCUGACCCGGCCCAUGGUGGCUCCUGGCUCCGUGGUGCUAUCUACUACUUUAAGAUUGCCGUGGCCCUGGCUGUGGCUGCGAUUCCUGAGGGCCUCCCGGCAGUCAUCACUACAUGCCUGGCGCUGGGCACACGACGCAUGGCACGCAAGAAUGCCAUAGUGCGAAGCCUGCCCUCUGUGGAGACCCUGGGCUGCACCUCAGUCAUCUGCUCUGACAAGACAGGCACUCUCACCACCAAUCAAAUGUCAGUGUGUCGGAUGUUCGUGGUAGCUGAAGCGGAAGCAAGCUCCUGCCGUUUGCACGAAUUCACCAUCUCGGGUACAACGUAUACCCCCGAGGGAGAAGUGCGGCAGGGAGAGCAGCCUGUUCGCUGUGGGCAGUUCGAUGGGCUGGUGGAGCUGGCGACCAUCUGUGCCCUGUGCAACGACUCUGCGCUGGACUACAACGAGGCCAAGGGCGUGUAUGAGAAGGUGGGAGAGGCCACAGAGACAGCUUUGACUUGCCUUGUGGAGAAGAUGAAUGUGUUUGACACUGACCUGAAGGCCCUGUCCCAGGUGGAGCGAGCUGGUGCCUGCAAUGCGGUCAUCAAGCAACUAAUGAGGAAGGAGCUCACCCUCGAGUUCUCCCGGGACCGGAAGUCCAUGUCGGUGUACUGCACGCCCACCCACCCUGACUCCAAGGCCCAGGGCAGCAAGAUGUUUGUGAAGGGGGCCCCCGAGAGUGUAAUUGAGCGCUGCAGCUCAGUCCGUGUGGGGAGCCGCACAGCACCCCUGAAUACCACCUCCAGGGAGCAGAUCCUGGCAAAGAUCCGAGAUUGGGGCUCAGGCUCAGACACACUGCGCUGCCUAGCACUGGCCACCCGGGAUGCACCCCCAAAGAAGGAGGACAUGCAACUGGACGACUGCAGCAAGUUUGUUCAGUACGAGACAGACCUGACCUUCGUGGGCUGCGUGGGCAUGCUGGACCCCCCAAGGCCUGAGGUUGCUGCCUGCAUCACACGCUGCCACCGAGCGGGCAUUCGUGUGGUCAUGAUCACAGGGGACAACAAAGGCACGGCUGUGGCCAUCUGCCGCCAGCUCGGCAUCUUUGGGGACACAGAGGAUGUGGAGGGCAAAGCCUACACGGGCCGAGAAUUCGAUGAUCUUAGCCCAGAGCAGCAGCGCCAUGCCUGCCACACUGCCCGCUGCUUUGCCCGUGUGGAACCAGCACAUAAGUCCCGCAUCGUGGAAAACCUGCAGUCCUUUAACGAGGUCACUGCCAUGACUGGUGAUGGGGUGAACGACGCACCUGCCCUGAAGAAAGCGGAGAUCGGCAUUGCCAUGGGCUCGGGCACAGCUGUGGCCAAGUCAGCUGCAGAGAUGGUGCUGUCAGAUGACAACUUUGCCUCCAUCGUGGCUGCGGUGGAGGAGGGUCGGGCCAUCUACAACAACAUGAAGCAAUUCAUUCGCUACCUCAUUUCCUCUAAUGUUGGCGAGGUUGUCUGCAUCUUCCUCACAGCAAUUCUGGGCCUGCCCGAAGCCCUGAUCCCCGUGCAGCUGCUCUGGGUGAACCUGGUGACAGAUGGCCUACCUGCCACAGCCCUGGGCUUUAACCCACCAGACUUGGACAUCAUGGAGAAGCUGCCUCGGAAUCCUCAAGAGGCCCUCAUUAGUGGUUGGCUCUUUUUCCGAUAUCUGGCUAUUGGAGUGUACGUAGGCCUGGCCACAGUGGCUGCCGCCACCUGGUGGUUCCUGUAUGAUGCGGAGGGACCUCACAUCACCUUCUACCAGCUGAGGAACUUCCUGAAGUGCUCUGAGGACAACCCACUCUUCGAGGGCAUCGACUGCGAGGUCUUUGAGUCUCGCUUCCCCACAACCAUGGCCUUGUCGGUGCUUGUGACCAUUGAGAUGUGCAACGCCCUCAACAGCGUCUCGGAGAACCAGUCACUGCUGCGGAUGCCUCCCUGGCUGAACCCCUGGCUGCUGGCGGCUGUGGCCAUGUCCAUGGCCCUGCACUUCCUCAUCUUGCUGGUACCGCCCCUGCCCCUCAUUUUCCAGGUGACCCCACUGAGCGGGCACCAGUGGGUAGUGGUGCUCCAGAUAUCUCUGCCUGUUAUCCUGCUUGAUGAGGCCCUCAAGUACCUAUCCCGGAAUCACCUGGAUGGAUGUCUUUAUCCAAGCGUUCUCAGGACAGUCUCACAGGCCUGGAAUAGGCCGCCGCUGACCACCUCCGGGACCCCAGACCACACCGGAAAUAAAGGAUCAGAAGUGAGUACUGGGAACAGAGCAGAGUCUCCAGUGUGUACCUCAGACUGAUGGUGCCCAAGUGUUUGUCCCCACUCCCCAACCCUGCCACCAUGCUCAUCCACCUGCCCACUGGGCCCUGCUGGACAGUCCUGAGGCCAGAACGGCCACACCCAGGUCCAAUCCUGGGGUCCCUAUCCCCACUUCCAUCUGACUUGGGGGCUCUGUAGUUCAUGUCUCUUGAACUCUCCUGGGAAGAUCCCUUGCUGAAGCUCUGGACCAAGAGCUAAGCCUGGGAGGGGGCUACAAGAAGCCAGAGCUGGCAGAGAUCCAGAGCUGCAGAGCCCCUCAACCUGUGUGUCCAACAGUAUGUACUGGAGCCUGCUCCCCAUGCUUGGAGGCUGGGCCUCUACUUAGUGACCUGUGCCUCUGCACUGAUGGAGAAUACCAGCUCUGAUCUCUCACUCAGUGCCUGGUCUGAAACCUGGUCAGUCUCAAGGAGGGGCAUCCAGGGAGCCAUCUGGGCCCAGCUGUGUACAGCGAGGCAGGAAGCGUCCACCAAGUCAGCUCAUGAGAGCUGGAGCCUGUUUCUGUUUAUAUGUGCAGGCCCCAGGGGGUUGAAAGGUCAGAGAGAAAGGAACACAAGGAGCAGGGAGGAGGGGCCAGGCAAGGACCCUCUUUCCCUGGGGGAGACACCCAGUUGUCUGCCUCAGCUCAACUCACUUCCCAAACUCAGGUUUUCCUUUCCUAAGCAAAUGACUGGGUGAUGCCUGGUCCACCAAGAAGAGUUCAGAUUUGCUAUCUCUGUCCCUGGUGCCUGAGACCCCAGAUGUCCUUAGGUCCCUGACUCCUAUGCCGUUCCAUGCAGGCUGGUGUGCAGCCAUCUCUGCACAGUUAGGUGAUUCUGAGUCUCCUGGACUCUUGGCCUCACUUUUUGCCCAUUCCCUCCACACACAUGCACCCAUGAGCCAAAAGGAUGUCAUUAGGGAUGACUGUCACCCAAGGACACUUACCCCCUCUUCCCGCUUCUCACUGGAAGAAUGCAUCUCUCUGUGGGUCUCAAGUCAGAUGACAGGAAGACAGCAUUUGAUUGAUGGGAAUUUUCUCUUACUCAGCUUUUGUUCCUUUGGCAAAAAAUAGCUAGGAUUAGCAGAAAAUAGCAAGUAAAUAACUGUCUAUAUGUCUUCUCCCCUCCUUGAGUGUACUGAGCUAUGAUUUUAUAUGUAAAUCAAGACUCACAUCCCUGUCUGGUCCCCAGAAUCCAAACCCCUGUCAGCCUGCCUUACAGUCUAAUGGUCUCCUCGUUCUGCAGCCCCUGCCCUCACGCUUCCUCCCGCCCUCUCACAGGUUCUGGAGGGGCCCUGAGAGAGACAGAGUUGGGGGUGCCCUGGCAGAGGCAGGGCCCUGUACCCACCUGCUGGUAGAGAAAUAAAAGUGGUGUGCCUGGGGCAACAGAGGGCCGCCAGCGUGUGUUUUCUGGAGUGUGGGCGCCUGUCUUUGCCAGAAGGUGUCUACCUGGGGCCCACCACUCCCAUCCCUCAGCAAAGCGAAGAUCUGAAACUCCUGCAUCAUCCAAAAUCUCUUUUUCCAAGACAAGGCUUUGGAGAGGUACUGAAUUCCAGAACCAUAUUCCAGGACAGAUGGAGGACGAGGCAAACCCUCAUGCUUGAUCCUCCCUUGGAUGGCACUUGAUAGUCGGAACAUAUUUUAAGGGCCUUUUAAACAUGUUGUGAUCUGCAUGUCACUCCCAGUAUGUCACCAAGGCCAGGAGCAGGGGUCCAUGAUGUAGCCCUGAGGCAGGGCUGGGUCUGGAACCUGAAUCUCAAAAGCCCCUUGCAACCCAUAGAGGAUCCCCCAUCCCUGGCAGUUCUGUAAGACUUGUGACUCCCCCUGACUAGGUCCUAUGACUCUUUUGCUCUGUUUCCCUCCCUUCAAUCCCCAGGAUCCCAUCUAUCCUUCAUGCAUCUAAGCCCUGCUCAAAUGUGUCUCCCAUUUCCCCAAGGCUUCCCUCAGAUCACAGGGCCCCAGGGUCUCUGCAGGCCUGCUUGAGAUGAACCAAACUGCCCAGGUGGCCCUGCCUUCCUGGGAGCAGGGUUCAAGGAAGGGACUAGCCAUGUCCCUUGUUUCUUUGCUCUGGAGGGAGGACACAUCACUAAGAUUUGGUAUCUAAUCUUCUAUUCAGCUGACCUGGGCAGGAGACUCAGGCCCUGCCCACAGGGCCAGAGGCAGGAACCACUACAUAAAAUUUGCAGGGCCCACUACAUAAUUUGCAGAACCCAUCGCAAAAUGCAAACAUUCAGCCCCUGGUUCAAAAACAGAAUUACAGUGACAUCAGAACAUUACAUCAAGGGUAAAAUCUUUCUGUUUCUGAGAAUGGGCCUAAUGCAUUUGCAGAGGCUGCAUGUCCAUGAAGCCAACUGUGAUCACAAGAGACAGGCCUGCCCUUAGGGGCUCCUAGGGUUUUUUCAGGGAAUGGGACAGGGUGGUACACAGCUCACGGCAGGAGCCAAGAUGGGUAAAGAAUUUUUUCCACAUGGGCCAUCUAUAAGACCUCUCCGACCCAAAACCUUUUCAUACUCAUCUCCCAGGGUCUUCAGCUGGUCCAUGAAAUGAGCCAAGCAGGGGUUAGGACUCCAUUUGACCUCUGAGGAAACCAAGGUCUUCUGAGGACCUGACCAUUGUAGCAGAUGGGGUGGGUGUGGAGCUAAGACAGGCUGAGGGGUCUUUCGUUAGAGGUGUGGCAGCUACAACCUUUCCAGAAGCCUCUAGGGCUCCAUGGCCAAACCUACAUUGCCUCCACCCCCAACCAGGCCUGCCCAAGUCCAGCUCUGUCUGGCCCACAGCAUGGAGUCCACAGGCCAAGAUGGGGCGGCCAAGGUAAACAGAGAGGUUUCCUUACCUCGUAGUUGCUCACCCAGGAGGGAAUUCCAGGGCAAGCCCUGGCACACUCCUCUCUGGCUCAAGGGUGGCAGCUGCCAAAAUGCCCAUGGGUCUCCCUACCCCUCCAGAGACCAGGACUUCAUGCUCCCCAGACCCCCUAUCCUCUACCCCUCACAGUGGAGGGAGGGACCAUGUUGGAGCUGCAUUAGGAUAAAUGGGAGAGGAAAACAGGCAGGGAAAAGAAAGAAAUGCACGGAUACUCGGAGAUCUGAUUUGAGGGUCUGUAGCAGCUUUUCUCAUUAUAGGCCCCAAUAGUCCAUCCACAGACCAAGAAUGAACUGUGACAUCCACAACAGAAUACUCUUCAACAGCAAAAAGAAACAAACUGAUAGAUCUAACAACAAGGAGGAAACUCAAAAUCACUGUUGAGUAAAAGAAGCCAGAAAAAUAGAGCUCAUCCUGUGAUUUCACUUCUAUGAAGUUCUAGAAAAGGCAGGACAAAUCUGUAUUGAUAAAGCAGAUCAGUGACUGCCUAGGCCUGGGUGCUGGGGAAAGAUUGACUGCAAAGGGGUAGGA